This is a messenger RNA of Saccostrea cuccullata (small rock oyster), 845 nucleotides long. RefSeq lists its product as uncharacterized. NCBI's taxonomy places the organism in Eukaryota, Metazoa, Mollusca, Bivalvia, Ostreida, Ostreidae. The coding region runs from base 70 to 801 and encodes 243 amino acids. The record is from RefSeq and is a predicted model, not a curated record. The transcript has 9 exons.
UCUUUAUAUACACUAGCAAAGAAGACUUCAACAUUAUAACUGGAAUUAAGCUUGAAGAUAAACGUUAAUAUGAAGUCUGAAAUCGGAAAGACAGUGAUCUUAAUUGCACUAAUUGGCCUGUGUUCAGUUGGCCUUUCGAAAGCUGGCCAGAAAUGUAUGUACUGCAACAGAGCGGCGAAUGUCAGUGACUGUUCAACAAACAUUAUUGAGUGCUCAGAUGCAGAGGAAUGCUAUUUAGAGAAAAUCACAACACAGGAACUUAAAACUGCAUAUGUUGCUGGCUGUCGAUCACAAUCGGUAUGUGCACUGAUGCAAAGUUUAGGGAGCGGGCGGAAGCGAAGUGACUACACUAACUGUGUCGAGUGUUGUAACUCCGCACCAACCACUGAACAUGGACCUUGUAAUGCUAAUCUAUGUGGAGAAAAGGGUGUAUCAAAAUCUGGAUGCUUAGUUUGUGACGACCUUGUUAGAACGAAGGGAGGAUGCACAAACCGACAAGUGUGUCAAGAUACACAGGUCUGUGGCACCGCUAUUCACAUUGUUGGAGGGGAUGUACUUUACAGAUACUUCUGUGAGGAGAGGCAUAUAUGCGCAGCUGCCUUGCAGAACAACGUGAAUGGUCACAUCAUAGGAGCCGUGAACAAACGAGUCAACAGCGCUGAAAAUCAAGGCCUUGUCGUCUGCUCAGCUUGUUGCUUUGGCAACGAUUGUAAUCAAGAGGGCUGUUUAGAACUGAAGAAAAAGAAUAUCACUGUGGACAUGCUGGGGACUAGUCCUACUGUUUUGCCUACAGCUGGGUAAUAAGGGAUCCUCCCAUGUUGUCUUUACAGUGUCAAAGUAUUUUA